CAGCCUGACCCUCCCCCCGAGACACCCCCCCGCCCCCGUGCCCCUCCCCCAGCCGGCGCCUCUCAGACCCGCCCCCUCCCGAAGCAGUGGCCCCGCCCAGAGCCCCCCGGCGCCUUCCCCCUUCUAACGCGAACUUUGGUGUCCCGGGGGCGGGGCCGCUGCGCUCCGUGGGGAGCCUCAGCCCCGGGGUCUGCGGGCCCCGCCCUGCUGCUCCCCGGGGUCCGGGCAGCGCCCCUAGGAACGCCCCCUCCCCCCCGGCUCCCCCCGCGGCCAGGGCCGGGCUCCAGAGGGAGCGACCGGCCCCGCCCGGCUCGUGGCAGUCGGGGGCCAGGGAUCGUAAGGUAAUGCACAGCUACAGACUAGGGACCGAAUGGCUCGGCAGCAGUUCUGCGGAAAAGGACCUAGGGGUGACAGUGGACGAGAAGCUGGAUAUGAGUCAGCAGUGUGCCCUUGUUGCCAAGAAGGCCAAUGGCAUUUUGGGAUGUAUAAGUAGGGGCAUAGCGAGCAGAUCGAGGGAUGUGAUCGUUCCCCUCUAUUCGACAUUGGUGAGGCCUCAUCUGGAGUACUGUGUCCAGUUUGGGCCCCACACUACAAGAAGGAUGUGGAUAAAUUGGAGAGAGUCCCGCGAAGGGCAACAAAAAUGAUUAGGGGACUGGAACACAUGAGUUAUGAGGAGAGGCUGAGGGAGCUGGGAUUGUUUAGCCUGCAGAAGAGAAGAAUGAGGGGGGAUUUGAUAGCUGCUUUCAACUACCUGAAAGGGGGUUCCAAAGAGGAUGGCUCUAGACUGUUCUCAAUGGUAUCAGAUGACAGAACGAGGAGUAAUGGUCUCCAGUUGCAGUGGGGGAGGUUUAGAUUGGAUAUUAGGAAAAACUUUUUCACUAAGAGGGUGGUGAAACACUGGAAUGCGUUACCUAGGGAGGUGGUAGAAUCUCCUUCCUUAGAGGUUUUUAAGGUCAGGCUUGACAAAGCCCUGGCUGGGAUGAUUUAAUUGGGGAUUGGUCCUGCUUUGAGCAGGGGGGUUGGACUAGAUGACCUUCUGGGGUCCCUUCCAACCCUGAUCUUCUAUGAUUCUAUGAUCGUGCUGGGGGCGGGGUCACCUGGCUGAGGGGCCGGGCCAGGGGCGGGUAGCUGGGGGCUGGGGCUCCCUUUGCAGGUGACUGUCCCCUUCCAGGCGUCGGCUGCGUCUCCUGUCCCCCAGGUGUCAGAUACAGACAUGCCCACGUGUCGCAGCCCCCUGGGACUGGGCGUGGCUGACUUGCUCAUGUGGACCCUAUAAUUGUCAGUAGAGUCAGGCUGAGCUCCACCCUGGCAUCUGGUGGUGAGGUGUGGCAAAUUGUGGAAAAGAACUUCAGGGGCUGAUCUCAUUUGCAUAGGCACACCCACCCCGCCUAGAAUGAGGCCAUAACUGCCCAAAUGGUCACUUUGGCUGCUGUGGGAUCCCCAGUGUCUCUGUUAUUGGGGCGGGAAGAAUAAAUUGUUAUUACCCUGAUUAUGGGAACUGUGCUUGGAACUGUACUUGGGCUUUUGUUAUGAUGGAGGGACUCACCAUCAACUAAGUAGCACUUGCUAGGCAAGGGACAUGGGUUCCAAAACUCUGUGAAUUGAGGGGGGGAUUGAGACAGGUAUUUGUACCUGGUGGUGUGGGCCUCUUUGUGAGGGCCUGAAACACCAGUUGCACCUCUGUCUCUCUCCACUGUGGAAUGUCAGAGCUAAUUUUGGGUCUAUUAAGAGUCUUGCUACAGGUACUGUGCUGAAUUCACUUUGGCCUCAUGGUGCACCAGCAUUAAGGCUCCCACUACUAUGAGCUGAAAUCACUGAGCACUGUGUCAAGUAGUGGGGAGCCGGCAGAACUAGAGUGCAGUAGUGCUGUUCGUGGAUAGGCUGGCGGAGUGUUUGUGAGACGGCAAGGUGAGCUGUGGAGAGUGGAGCCGUUCAUGAGACGGCGAGCUGAGCAGAGCUGUUUGUGAGACGGCGGAGUGAAGUGUUCGUGGGACGGCAAGCUGUGCAGAGCGGAGCCGGUCGUGGUGGAGUGGAGCCGUUCGUGAGACAGCGGAGCAGAGCAGAGCCCUGUGGGGCAGUCAGCUUCAGGACACGUAAGGAUAUUGGAGUUGAGCUUCCUGGGUCAGACACUACUGCCUCCAUUCCAAUCUGGGAAUCAAGACUGAGCAGCUGCUGUUCCCCUGGCGGAAUCAAGGCUAGGGUGUGACCUUAAGUAAAGUCUUCUCUGUGCCCAGACAAGGUGCGGACUUUCUCCAGCUGUAAUUAGCCCAUAAGGCAGCCCUAGACUUUGCCAACACCAACAGCUGAGCCAGAAACUCCAGGUCUUCAUUGUUCCCCUUUUUAAAGACCGGUUUUAUGUUUGCCCUUCUCCUGUCCUGUGGGACCUCACCAUCCUCCAGGAGUUGUCAAAGAUAUUGGCUGCAGUGUAACAUCCCUGUUUUGCUCCAGAUCAUUCCAUCCUUCCAGGGAAGGGAAAUGGCUGCAGUGGAGCCAGUUGAGGGGCCGGUGACCUUCGAGGAGGUGGUUGUGUAUUUCACCAAGGAAGAGUGGGCUUUGCUGGACCCCGCUCAGAGAGCUCUGUACAGAGAUGUCAUGCAGGAGAACUAUGAGAAUGUGACCUCGCUGGCAGGAUUUCCAGUUUCUAAACUUGAUGUCAUCUCCCAGCUGGAAAAAGGGGAAGAAUUGUUUUCCACAGGUCUCCAGGACUCAGAGGAAAGAAAGCUCCUGAGAGGUAGGUAUACAGGUGAUGGGAUGGUGAUAGAGACCAUGGAGCAGAAUCCUCAGCAGGAAGAUGAUGAAAUGGAACCACAAGAGUCUUUAUUGCAAAGAUGCAAAGGGAGAGUGUCUAGGACUUGUGAGCAGGGAAAAGCCUGUGAGAGUCAGCACAGGCCAGAGAAGCGGCAGGGAAACCAGCCAGUGCAGAAAGCUGGAAAAUCUGUUAAUUAUCAGGGAACUCACAAAGGCCACAAGGAAACCAUGGCCCAGCAGAGAAUCCCCAUGGGAGAGAGAAGUAACACAUGUGUUGAGUGUGGGAAAAACUUCAGUAGGCGCUCGUGCCUUGUUAAACAUGAGAGAAUCCACACAGGAGAGAAACCCUAUGAAUGCUGUGAGUGUGGGAAAACCUUCACUGAGCACUCAAGCCUUAUUAAACAUCAGAGGAUCCACACAGGGGAGAAACCCUAUGAAUGCUCUGAGUGUGGGAAAACUUUCUCUCGGAGCUCAGCCCUUAUUGACCAUCAGAGGAUCCAUACCAGGGAGAAACCCUAUGAAUGCUGUGAGUGUGGGAAAACCUUCUCUCAGAGAUCAACCCUUACUAACCAUCAGAGGAUCCACACAGGGGAGAAACCCUAUGAAUGCUGUGAGUGUGGGAAAACCUUCGCUCGGAGCUCAGCCUUUAUUAACCAUCAGAGGAUCCAUACAGGGGAGAAACCCUAUGAAUGCUGUGAGUGUGGGAAAACCUUCACUUGGAGCUCAGCCCUCGUUAACCAUCAGAGGAUCCACACAGGGGAGAAACCCUAUGAAUGCAGAGAGUGUGGGAAAAAUUUCACUGAGCGCUCAACCCUUAUUAACCAUCAGAGGAUCCAUACAGGGGAAAGGCCCUAUGAAUGCAGAGAGUGCGGGAAAACCUUCCCUCAGAGCUCAGCUCUUAUUAGCCAUCAGAGGAUCCACACUGGGGACAAACCAUAUGAAUGCUGUGAGUGCAGGAAAACAUUCCUUCGGCACUCACACCUUAUUAGACAUCAGAUGAUCCACACAGGUGAGAAACCCUAUGAAUGCUGUGAGUGUGGGCAAACCUUCACUCAGAACUCAAAUCUUAUUACACAUCAGAGGAUCCACACGGGGGAGAAACCUUAUGAAUGCUGUGAGUGUGGAAAAAUAUUCACUUGGAGCUCACACCUUAUUAGACAUCAGAGGACCCACACAGGUGAGAAACCCUAUGAAUGCUGUGAGUGUGGGAAAACGUUCCCUCAGCACUCACACCUUGUUAGACAUCAGAGGAUCCACACAGGUGAGAAACCCUAUGAAUGCUGUGAGUGUGGGAAAAACUUCCCUCAGCUCUCACACCUUAUUCGACAUCAGAGGAUCCACACAGGUGAGAAACCCUAUGAAUGCUGUGAGUGUGGGAAAACCUUUGCUCGGAACUCACACCUUAUUAGACAUCAGAGGAUCCACGCAGGAGGGAGAUCCUAUGAAUGCUCCAAGUGUCGGAAAUACUUCCAUCAGAGCUCAGCCUUUAUUUAUCAUCAGAGAAGCUGCAAGGGAGAUAGAAUCAUAGAAUAUCAGGGUUGGAAGGGACCUCAAGAGGUCAUCUAGUCCAACCCCCUGCUCAAAGCAGGACCAAUCCCCAAUUAAAUCAUUCCAGCCAGGGCUUUGUCAAGCCUGACCUUAAAAACUUCUAAGGAAGGAGAUUCUACCACCUCCUUAGGUAACGCAUUCCAGUGUUUCACCACCCUCCUAGUGAAAAAGUUUUUCCUAAUAUCCAACCUAAACCUCCCCCACUGCAACUUGAGACCAUUACUCCUUGUCCUGUCCUCUUCUACCACUGAGAAUAGUCUAGAACCAUCCUCUCUGGAACCACCUCUCAGGUAGUUGAGAAUCAAAACCUUGUCUAGAGCUGAGGGAAGUUUUUGUUUUCCUUUUGCUAGUUCCCACUUAGUGAGUUUAAAGGAAGCUUUGUGCCCCCAUGGUCUUUCAGUUCCCCCAGCUGAGUUAUCUGCUUUUCCCAUUUGUAGCUCACCCUCCCUUGCGGGGGAGGAAUCCCACAGCCUUUUUCAGCAACUCAUUUGUCCUGUGUGAUGGAGGUGUGUGUCCCUCCAACCGGAAUCUCAAUCAAUCCCAGGUGGGGGAACCAGGAGUGACCUCAACUAAGUACAUGGAGGUUAAAUCUAUGUGGGCCUUGACUCAACUAGGAUUUUCCAUGGAGUUAGCUACCUUCAAUUAGUUAUCCUAAUGUAAAAACACAAGUAUUUUUUCAAUUGAAAAAUACCCCAUAUAUGGUGGCCAGGAUAAUUUAGCAAAUUUCCUCAACACUUGGCAUAACCUCCAUCACUUUUCCUAGUCUAAACACAUUUGGAGCAUCACAUUUAAACUUUUCCUCCCAUGGCAAAUAAAUUGUUAGUCACCAGGUUCCCACACUAGGGACAGAUUGUUUCAUUCCCAGUUGUUCUCACAUUACACUGGGUUCUGCUGAACAUUUUUCUACCAGUUAAAUAUAACAAAGAGAAGGAGCAGGAUUAGGGAUGGGGGGCAAAAAUUUCAACCUCUGUGACACCUGAAGAAGUGAGUUAGAGGGAUUCCCACCUUCCGAAUUACCCCAGCAAUGUUUGAGCCAAAUAGAAUUUAUCUUCUCCAUUGUCUACACCUCCACCCGUCAUUGUGUCUUAUGAUUCAGUGUUCUCAGUCUUCUGCUUGGGAAUCACAUUUUGUUUUCUUUGAUCAUAAAACAGUAUUUUUGAAACUGAGAUGACAGUGUCACAGACCUGCAAGGGGAAUUUGAAUGGAUCUCAAACACAGCAUGAUCACUGGGAGUUCAAAUCCUGGUUUCCAACUGUUGGGAAAGCCUCUUCUAGGAUUUUUCCUACUGAGAUGAGAUUGUUUGCAGAUGGAGAGGUUAAAUUUGCUUUGUUUAAUUUUCCAUUAUGAUGAUGCUAGAACUUUUGAAAAUAAUAAAACUCAAGCAGUCAAGUGAUUAAAAAAAUUAAUCACAAUAUUAAAAAAAUUAAUCAAUUGUGCAAUUAGUUGCACUGUUAAAGAAUAAUAGAAUACCAUUUAUUUAAAUAUUUUUGGAUGUUUUCUACAUUUUCAAAUAUAUUGAUUUCAAUUACCACACAGAAUGCAAAAUGUACAGUGCUCACUUUAUAUUAUAAUUUUUAUUACAAUUAUUUACACAGUAGAAUACAAAAUAAAUUGUAUUUUUCAAUUCACCUAAUACAAAUAAUGUAG
This is a messenger RNA of Caretta caretta (loggerhead turtle), 5943 nucleotides long. RefSeq lists its product as uncharacterized. Gene Ontology annotation, molecular function: RNA polymerase II cis-regulatory region sequence-specific DNA binding; DNA-binding transcription activator activity, RNA polymerase II-specific. Gene Ontology annotation, cellular component: nucleus. NCBI's taxonomy places the organism in Eukaryota, Metazoa, Chordata, Testudines, Cheloniidae. Gene Ontology annotation, biological process: regulation of transcription by RNA polymerase II. The record is from RefSeq and is a predicted model, not a curated record.